Messenger RNA from Trichechus manatus latirostris (Florida manatee), 4027 nucleotides. RefSeq names its product FYN binding protein 2 (gene FYB2). The transcript has 20 exons. Gene Ontology annotation, molecular function: protein binding. Lineage: Eukaryota; Metazoa; Chordata; Mammalia; Sirenia; Trichechidae. Gene Ontology annotation, biological process: integrin-mediated signaling pathway; T cell receptor signaling pathway; protein localization to plasma membrane. Gene Ontology annotation, cellular component: plasma membrane. The record is from RefSeq and is a predicted model, not a curated record.
AUGCUUUAGGAAGGAGUAAGAAACUUCAAGGAACUUCGAGCCAAAUUUCAAAACACUGUUGAUGCUCCACUUCUUCCAGGACCUAUUAAAUUCCCAGCAGGUGUUUCUCAAAAGGAUGAUAUCACAAGCACACUGUCAACCCAGGUUUUGGCCAAUGGAAAGCUCCUGUCAUCCAACCAGAAUCAGCUCUCACCAUAUUGUUCCAGUAAUGAACCCGAGCCUCUUACACCCCAGAAGAUGAAGCUGGCCCAGAACAGCAAAUUUCAGAAAUGUUCUAAUUCCCCAGCACCUCUGAAUGGGUCUGCUGGGUCUACCAUAAAUUCACAGAAGGCCUCUCUGCUGUCAGAAAUGAAUCAAUCAAAUGAUGAGAUAACUGAUAAGGAAAAAGUCAAGGUGAGUGAUAGCUUCAGAAACAAGCUUUGGAACUGGGAGAAGUUUUCAUCUCAGAAAAGUGAGAUGUCAUCAGCCAUCCUCCUUGCUAAUUGUGGAGGUAAAGCCUUCUAUCUGGAAGAGCAAAAAGUCAUGGGGCGUUUUCCAGAGAAGCCAAAGAAAAAGCUGGAAACAAAUGAAGCCCAGAUCCUUCCUUCCCAGAGGCACUUGAUGGCUCAAAGAAAAUCACUUGCCUUUUCUGAAGAUUCCUCUUUUCUGCUUUCACAACAUAAAGGGAAGAGCCUAGAAAACCCCAGUUCUGAGAGGAGACCGGCACGGGGCACCUCCCCACCCGUCUAUGAGUGUGAGCUUGCCAGCCAGGUCACAGAAAAGCAACAGGACAUCAGGCAUCACCAGCUUCCCAGAACGAAGCCAUUGCCUUCUGUGGAGUCCCUUGGUCCUCCACCCACAAAGCCUCCAAAGCCCCCGGUUGUGAACCUCCAGGCCUUCCAGAGGCAGGCAGCUGCUAUUCUUGAGACCCAAAGGGAAGUCAGUGCAGAAGAAGGGGGAGAGAGCGAAAAGAAACUAUUUAAUGCUGAAUUUGAAGACCCACAUAAUUAUGAGGCAACAAUUUCAUAUCUGAGACACUCUGGCAACGCCAUUAACCUGUGCACCACAGAAGAAAUUGCUGAUUCAAUUUAUGAAGUUGGAAUUGAAGAACUCCAAAAGCCUUGGAAGAGUUUUCUCAAUCAAGAACUCAGUACCUCUCGAUUUGGACCAGUCACAUUUCAAGUGUUCAAUAGUCACAUGUGGUCAGUGGCCAUUGUAUUUGACAGCAUAGAUUUAGACUCUAUCAUCCCUAAACAUGAAGAUGAAGAUAAAAAAAUGAAGGAGAACGACCCAUGUAAACUGGAACCUCAGAAAAUAGAAAAGCAUCCUCAUGUAAACCAACUUUUCAAGAUGGGUGCCUCUGAAGGGACACCUGGAAAACUCCAGAUGACAGAAGUCCACAAAGGGAAGAGGACCAUGCUACCUGGGAAGCAGGACUCUGUGAUUGACAUUAUCCAGACAAAGGCCUUCCCUGAGGACCCUAAGCUGGCCAGGCACACCCAAGGCCACUGUGGGUAUGUGGAGGCCUUGGAGGUGACUAAAGAAACCCCUGAUCAAGGGGCGUGUAUGCCAAGUUCCACCACAGAGGAGAUGUAUGAUGAUGUCGACUACCCCGAGAGAGAGAGUAUGAAUCUAAACUAUUGCUGUUAUAUAAUGAAUGAUUUUCUUUUUCUUUCAGAAGAAAAUAGUGAAGAAAUAUAUGAGGAUGUCUAUAAUACAAAGAGCAACGACCCAAAGAUAGAUUUAGAUGGAAACGAAGCACUUAAAAGACUGCGGCAAUUCUUCAAGAAAGAAAAGGAUAGAUUUAAAAUGAAGAAAGACAAGUCUAAAGAAAAUUUAAGUGAAUUUUCCAUCUCGCUGCCUGAUAUAGAAUUUAGGUCUCGGAAAGUUAAAAUCUAUGAUGAUGUGGACAUUCCUGAAAGAAAGUCAAAAGAAGAAGAUAAAUUGAAAACUUGGAAGACCAAGUUUUUGAUACCAAAGGAAAACAAAGGGAAAAAAGCUGCUGAAGAAUCAGAAAGUUUAUCUCCUAGAAAUUUCUUCAGAAUCAAGAAGCAAAACUUAGAAAAGAAAAUGGAAAAGGAAGAAAAACUUUUCAGAGAAAGAUUUGAGUAUGACAAAGAGAUUACUGUCAUCAACACAGCAGUGGCAUGUUCCAGUAAUUCAAGAAGGGGAAUACUUGAUUUGCCAAUAACCCCUGGAGAAGAACUGGAAGUCAUUGAUAUUACUGAACAGAAUCUAGUGAUAUGUCGCAAUUCUGAAGGCAAAUAUGGAUAUGUGCUAACUGAACAUCUAGAUUUCAAGCAUCAAAGUUGGUCACCUUAGGAAGAUCACCAUCCAAUGGUAUGGGCUUCACAAAUAAGAACUAGUUCUAAGAUCUUAGUCCUGCCUCACGUGAGUUUCAGUUUGCGUGCCAAAAUGAGAUGGUGAAACCUGUGGAAACUUUUCACUUGGAAUUUAGAAAACAAAAAACAAAUCCUCUACAUUUAGAUGUCAGUUUGACUCCUAAAAUGUUAUCUUUCAAUGUCCAUUUUGCUUAUCUAUUUCACUGCUGGCUCUAGAGAAUGUGAAACAGUGUGUGUCAGCAUUUGCACCCUUGUUUAAUGAGCCAUACCCAAAGUCAGAAAUCAUGCCGUAUGGCACCUAGUCAGUUGUGCAGAUGGUUAGUUUGCCUCUAAUAUUAGUACACUAUUGUUUGAAUUUUUCUAGAAGAUGUGCAUUUAAAUUGGGUGUAAUUUAAUUCUGAACAGUAAAUAGUCUAACUACAGUUUUUUAAUUAUUCAAAUUUAAGAUAUAACCUUAAAAUGAUUAUGGCUCAGUCUUUAAAAACCAAAGUAUAGUAGUGUCCCUCUGAUUUAUCACAAAAAUAAAACCAGAAAAAAAUGCUGCUCAACACUGGUUUCUUUUGGGAAUAGUCUGCUGAAAAGUAAUUUAUUCCUAAAUCCAUCAAAUAUUAUUUUAAGUGUCUAACUACAGUUAAUAAAAUCUAAAUAGUAUAUAUACUGUAUCACUUUAAAACAUCCUGUUGCUCAAAAUAAGGAAAAUUGUCAGUUUUGCCUGUAUCUGAACACCUAGUUAUUCAAAUAGAAUUUGUAUGUAUUUUUCUUUUAUAUAAAGCAAAGAAAAAAUAAAAAAGCUGAGCUACAAAUAACAUUUAGUCUAUUUCUUUUUAAAUAAUGCACAAAGAUGAGAUAAAUUCUACAUUCACACUCAACGGUUAUUAAAAAUUUGAAGUGGCUUCUUCAGCAUUGAAAAACUAAAGAAUUUUGCUCAGUUCUUUAAGCAGGGUGAUUCUGGUCUUAAAGGGUGGGAUGGAAUUUGUUGCCAUAGCCUCAUCCUUUUUACUUGAAAUAUUUUUUAAGCUUCUAGUUUAUCUUCUUUUUCAAGUUCCAAAUGGCACUUACCAAUAAAAAGCAUAGCAUAUUCUAGAAGACACUCAAGAAUCAAAGAUAUUUACAAAGUUCAGAGUUUAAAGAGGGAGACAGGUAAAGAGUUUUAUUACAACUAAUAUAAUUAUAAUAAGCAAGGUAUGAAUGGGAUAUCUAAAUGCUUAAGAAUGCUUUUACAGAGAAGGUGACACUAAAGCUUGGUCUUUAAAUAUUUGGUAGGCAAGGCACAGAGAUGGCAAAUCCAUGCUGUGUAUGAUGACUAGGAAGAAAUUCAGGGUAAACUGCAGUGCAGUAUGUCUGGUGGAAAGUUGUAAGAACUGUUUGGAAUGGGGUAAAUUGGCGAUAGAAUGUGACUGAGUUCACAUACUAUGCUAAGGAACUUGGACUUUUUCGUCUAGACAGGGAGUCAUCGAGGGUUUUAAGCAGGAAGGCAAUGCCAGAUGUUUAGGGAGAAAAGAAACAAUUACAGCAAUAUCACAGGAUAGAGGAGAGACUACUUGUAUUUGCAGUAUUCUAGGCAAACGAUAUUAGGCCUUAAUUUAAGAUAGUCCCUCCUGAUAACAUGUCCAAAGUAAGUGAGACAAAUUCUCGCCAUUCCGGCUUCUAAGGAACAUUCUGGCUGUACUUCUUCCAAGACAGAUUUGUUGGUUCUUCUGGCAGUC